Melampsora larici-populina 98AG31 is the source of this 762-nucleotide messenger RNA. RefSeq lists its product as uncharacterized. Bases 1 to 762 code for a protein of 253 amino acids. The transcript has 4 exons. The record is from RefSeq and is a predicted model, not a curated record. Lineage: Eukaryota; Fungi; Basidiomycota; Pucciniomycetes; Pucciniales; Melampsoraceae.
AUGCGCAUCCACGGCUUACAAGGCCAUCUCAUAUUGGCCGGGGUCCUACUUUUUGAAUUUACCUAUGGUGGUCUUUCUUUUAAAAAACUUGCCCACCUUGGUGAAGCUAUCGUGAACGGAGUCGUAGGUGCAGAGAGCCAGGCUUUCGAAGAAGUCCAAAGUCUCAUCAAAAGUCUGUCGACCUCAGGAAUGAUUCUCGACGGGAUUGGUCUCUUUGGAAAUUCGAUGCCAAUAUCAAAAGAAGCAUUGGAAGUGAUAAAUAAAUAUGACAAGUUUCAACCUUUAAAGAGGGAAGAUCUGGUGAAACUUGCCAAAUGCAAAGCCAAAGCUUCGAGUGACCUCCAAAAUGUCAACAAGCUCAAAGCAGAGAUCGGGACUUACAUGACGCAGGCAGUGAAAAUUUUCCCUACCAAAUCUACCAGACAAAAAACCAAGCUUGAUCCUCAGGCCAAAAGAAUCAUCGAGCAGAUGUCGGCGAUGGGUUUAUACCUUGCAAACAUGUAUAGUGCACUGAACGCGCUCAUAAUGCAUGCAUGCGGAGCGGCCGGUGGAGAUCAAACCGAUUUCAAGGCUCUUCCAAAAGCUGCCAAAAAGCUAUAUCAAAAAACAGGACACUAUGAAGCAGGGGACCCAUCUAUGGAAUUGAAAAGACUUCUGAGGUCGCGGCUGCUGCGUCGCGCUCCCCGUGACGGCCACGGAAACCACAAACAUUUGCAUUCAUUCAAACUACCACAUAUACCUCGAUGCCCUGCACCCCUUUGA